AAAGUAACUAUGUUGUGGCUGGAGAUCAAUGAAGCCGAGUGAAUGGGGGGCUGAGUGCGCGGGUGCACACUGAGGCGGCGCCAGAUGGUGGAGGGCUGCGCUCCUUUAUGAAACUGUCUUGAGUUCUUCUUGAAUUGCCAGUGUUCGGCCUCCUCAUGCCUCCGUCUCCUUUAGACGACAGGGUACUAGUGGCACUGUCCAGGCCCGUCCGGCCCCAGGAUCUCAACCUCUGUUUAGACGCGAGCUACCUGGGCCCCGCCGCCCCGGGCAGCCACAGCCACCCUCCGGUCAUCGCCACCACCGUCGUGUCCCUCAAGGCUGCGAACCUGACGUAUAUGCCCUCAUCCAGCGGCUCUGCCCGCUCCCUGAAUUGUGGAUGCAGCAGUGCCAGCUGCUGCACUGUGGCCACCUACGACAAGGACACCCAGGCCCUGACCCCAGCCGUUGCCGCUGGCUCCGCCACCACUGCCAUCGGCGCCUCCGGCACCUGCCCUGCCACCCAGAUGGUCAACAGCAAUGACAGCGCCGGCUCUCUGAGUCCGUCCGGUGGGGUGGGCAGCCCGGCGGCUGGGACCCCCAAGCCGCUGGCCAGCAUCAAAAUCAUCUACCCCAACGACCUGGCGAAGAAGAUGACCCGAUGCGGCAAGAGUCACCUGGCCAGCCAGGGCCCCGUCAUCAUCGACUGCAGGCCCUUCAUGGAGUACAACAAGAGCCACAUCCAAGGAGCCGUCCACAUUAACUGCGCCGACAAGAUCAGCCGGCGGAGGCUCCAGCAGGGCAAGAUCACCGUCUUAGACUUGAUCUCCUGUCGGGAAGGCAAGGACUCUUUCAAGAGGAUCUUUUCCAAAGAAAUUAUCGUUUAUGACGAGAAUACCAAUGAGCCCAGCCGGGUGACGCCUUCCCAGCCACUCCACAUCGUCCUCGAGUCCCUGAGGAGGGAAGGGAAGGAGCCUCUGGUGUUGAAAGGUGGACUCAGCAGUUUUAAGCAGAACCAUGAAAACCUCUGUGACAACUCCCUCCAGCUCCAAGAGUGCCGGGAGGUGGGGGGCGGCGCCUCCGCGGCCUCAGUGCUACCUCAGUGCAUCCCCACCACCCCCGACAUCGAGAACGCGGAGCUGACGCCCAUCCUGCCCUUCCUGUUCCUUGGCAACGAGCAGGACGCUCAAGACCUGGACGCCAUGCAGCGGCUGAACAUAGGCUACAUCAUCAACGUCACCACGCACCUGCCCCUCUACCACUACGAGAAAGGCCUGUUCAACUACAAGCGGCUGCCGGCCACCGACAGCAACAAGCAGAACCUGCGGCAGUACUUUGAAGAGGCUUUCGAGUUCAUUGAGGAAGCGCACCAGUGCGGGAAGGGGCUCCUGAUCCACUGCCAAGCCGGGGUGUCCCGCUCGGCCACCAUCGUCAUCGCCUACUUGAUGAAGCACACGCGGAUGACCAUGACUGAUGCUUAUAAAUUCGUCAAAGGCAAACGACCAAUUAUUUCCCCAAACCUCAACUUCAUGGGGCAGCUGCUGGAGUUCGAGGAAGACCUGAACAAGGGGGUGACACCGCGAAUCCUUACACCAAAGCUGAUGGGCGUGGAGACGGUGGUGUGACAGCAGUCGGGACGGUCAGGGUCACUGGCUCCUGUUAGGAGACAAAGAGAAAGGAGAGCGGAUUAUUUCUUUGCUCUUUUUCUUUCCUUUUUUUUUUUUUUAAGCUGGGGGUAAGGUUUGUGAACAGAAACAAACUCGUUUAAAAUCUUUUUAUUUUUAACCAGUGUGAGAAGAAUUUAACUUUUGGUGCCCAUUAAGAUUUACUUCCCAGGAGCUGAUAAGAAAGAUUAUUAUAAGGAUCUCUCAACUCUGGCUAAGGAAGUGGGUUUUUUGUUUUGGUUUUUUUUUUUUUUCAAGCCAA
Molecule: messenger RNA, 1902 nt
Organism: Myotis davidii
Lineage: Eukaryota; Metazoa; Chordata; Mammalia; Chiroptera; Vespertilionidae
Gene: DUSP10
Product: dual specificity phosphatase 10
Exons: 4
Coding region: 156-1601 (481 amino acids)
Biological process (GO): negative regulation of JUN kinase activity; protein dephosphorylation
Cellular component (GO): cytoplasm; cytosol
Molecular function (GO): MAP kinase tyrosine/serine/threonine phosphatase activity; protein tyrosine/threonine phosphatase activity
Source: RefSeq, a predicted model, not a curated record